CUCUAAGAAACGCCCCGUCACUACAAGCUCCUCCUGCACACGAUUAUAAAGCAAAUGCACGGAGCUGGUGUUCUAUUAGAUAGGGCAAAAAAAGUUGACAAAACAGAACUCACCAUCCUGUGUAACUUAAAUUUAAAAACAUACAUUUUUACUACUUUUGGAUUUUAUUUUCUACGCAGCCAAGAUGACCACGGCAGUGGUUUCGCCAUUCGACUUCAGCGAAGUAAUGAACAAGGUAACUUUAGCUACAAAAAGUUCUCUACUCGCCUUUCUCUAGCCUAGCCAACGUAUGGAGGCACGUCAGUGCUGGAAUUCGAAAUUUCAGUAGGCUAGUUUUGUGUUUAAUUUGAAAUGUUUACGCUAUUGUUCUGAUGCAUAUUUAUAAAAGGGAUCCAGUAACAUUUAGAUAAGAUCGCUAUAACGAGAAACUGUAACUAGUUUGCUAAUUUAGCUUGCAAACUAACUUUACCGGAGAGUGAGUUCCAUGAUGUGCGUUCGGGCCCAGCGCAGUGCUAGCCUCUGAUGUAUAAUGUCUCGUGUUGUUGUGAUUUUUACUUUGUUGACUGUCGUUCGUUUCCUUGUUUGAUUGAUAAUAUCCCGUCAUAAAAGAAUGAGUCAGACAGGAUUAAAUGGACUGAUAUAAUGGGAAUCUUGCUGGUCUGCUACUUUUGCUCUAGUAAAUUCAAUGGCAACAGUUGACCUAACGAUCGAAACUUAUUUUAUAAUGUGCAGUUGGAUCAAUUAGAUCUUUUCGCUGACCAACACUUAAUUCAAAUCCAAGUAAGAUGCUAGAAUUGGAGCGUAAUUUACAUGAACCAGAUUUAUAUUUGCCAUGAUGUUGCAUUCAUUCAAUCAAGUUUCAAUAAGGCUCGUGCCUGAAACAAAAUUUUGAAACGUAUAGCCUAAUGAUUCUGAUUGACUUCAGAUGAGCAGUGAUUUGAUUGAAACGUGUAGACUACUGGUGGCACGUCGAAUAUAGGAUUAUUAUUUUUUACCUUGCAGUAUGUAUAUAUCCUGUAUGAAAUGCAUUGAUUGUUGUACUGUAUUUAUUUUUAACUUCUGAACUUUCCGUUUUAAAGUUAAAUUGAUAUUAUUGGUUAUUGUACAUAAAAGGGUCCACGUAAAGUUAGCUAUAUAUGAACCUUGUGUGAGGCAAAACAUGCCUUCUUCUUCCAUCAAUCACCUAGCCGUGAAUAUCUAGGCCUGAUGUGAAAGUGUUCUUUGAAGAUAACUUCCUUACUAGCCUAGUAUGCCUUCCCUUUUGAGUGUCUUCACACUACGUUUUUAUUUCACUUAUUCGUUUCAAAUUAAAAAAGAUGCAGCAGCUCCUUUGCAACCAGGACCAGAUCGCUCUCACGCGCUCCUUCUUUUGCGCCAUUUACUUUGCAGGCACACAUUCCUCAGUAGGGCAACUUGCCAAACCAGCUGUUGUUCUGUUCUAUAGGUCUGCAUCAGCCUGAGGAUUUAAUGCGAAACGAACAUCAAUGGUCAUUCAGGGAUUUCUUUAUAAAUGUUUUCCCUCCCUUUAUGAAAUGUAAAGCCUUUGACAAUAGCAGCACUCUUUCUUGUGAUCUUUCCAUGAUUUUUUUGUAAAUAAAUAGUUGGUUUUGUAUUGACUUUAGAUCUAAUAUUUCAUAUUUUGUCUCUUUCCAGAACAACAAGAUGCUGAACUACAACAACAACAUACUGAGCUCCCCCCAUCAUGCGAUGUCCACCAACAUGUCCAUGUCCACCGGAGCCCUGCUGGACAGGAAGGCUGUGGGGACCCCCUCGCUGGGCAGAGGGGUGUCGGUGUACCACUCCGUCACCCUUCCCAGCUCCAAGUUCCACCAGAACCAGUUCCUCAACAGCCUGAAGAUAUCAGACCCCUCCUCCUGCUCCAUCACCUCAGGGUUAAUCAGUGGCAGCAACAAGGAGAACCGCAUGAGAGACCGCUCCUUCUCUGAGACGGGCGAGAGGCUCCUACAGAAGUGCCUGGGGCCAGCUAGUCCUACCAGCCUGGGAUGCCAGAGCCAGCAGCAGAGCCAGGUCAACUCCAGCCGCUACAAGACGGAGCUGUGCCGUCCGUUCGAGGAGAACGGAGCCUGCAAGUACGGCGACAAGUGUCAGUUCGCCCAUGGCAUCCAUGAGCUGCGUUCUCUCAGCCGCCACCCUAAAUACAAAACCGAGCUGUGUCGCACCUUCCACACCAUCGGAUUCUGCCCCUACGGUCCCCGCUGUCACUUCAUCCACAAUGCAGAGGAGCGCCGUGGACCCCCUCCCGGAUCCUCCUCCCCCUCCUCCUUCUCCCUGCUCUCCUCCUCCAAUAAGCUGGAGCGUCCCCGUCUGCAGCACAGUUACAGCUUCGCAGGGUUCCCCAGCUCCGGGGGUCUGAGAGGAGAGGACAGCCCCACCUCUGUCACCCCUACACCCAUGUUCUCCCCAGACGAGAUGCCUGAGUGGUCAAGCUGCAACCCCUUCACAUACUCCAGCCAGGAGCUGGCCGACCUGUUCGGCCCCAGCCUGGGAUCCAGCGGCCCCACGGGGACCGAACCCAACACCCCUGCACCACUGUCUCCGACCAACACCCCCUACUUCUUCCGGCCCAUGUCAGAUUCCCCCACUCAAAUGUUUGAGUCUCCGUCCAGCCCACCGCAGGACUCUCUGUCAGACCAGGAGGGGUAUCAGAGCAGCUCAGGGGGCAGUCUCAGCGGGUCAGAGUCCCCCAGCCUGGACGCCAACAGACGCCUCCCCAUCUUCAGCCGCCUCUCUGUCUCUGACGACUAG
This is a messenger RNA of Coregonus sp. 'balchen', 2766 nucleotides long. The record is from the annotation of a GenBank genome assembly. NCBI's taxonomy places the organism in Eukaryota, Metazoa, Chordata, Actinopteri, Salmoniformes, Salmonidae.